AUGGCGUACUUUGGGCUUCCAAAGUUGGACCCUUUCAACCCACCCAACAUGAGCGGCAGUCCUCCAAAACCGACGCGCAAGAUCGUUGAAUCGACCCCUACAACGGCAUCACCAUUUAUAGAUCCCUCAGACUCCAAGACAGAUGACGAUCCUGCUACCGAAAUCCCGUUGGACGAACUCCAUGUCGACACUAGCCGAUACACUGCAGAUGAAAAAGGCAAAGGAAGAGCGAUACAUACGGAUGAGGCAGAGGAGAUUCGAAACUAUGAUUUGCAGGAAGAAGAACAGGAUCAAUAUGACGGCUUCAUUGACAAGAACGAGACCGUGGGUGGUGGUGCUUACCCGCCCGUGGGCGACGAUGACAUAGAAGAGCGUCGCGUCAGCGAGACGCUCAAGCGCUGGGAGGAACAGGAACGCUUACGAAGAAAAGCGGCCAGAGAAGCGAACCGUAACUCGAACUCGCAGCGGAAUUCUGUCGUGGUGGACGUUGGGCGCCGUGCAAGCAAGCUAUGGAAGGAUGGUGCGCAACGACGAGCCAGUCUGAGGAAAGGAGCGCAAAAAAUGCAUGAAGAUGUCAACUUUGAAGCGAUUCCUUCUCGAAGGAGUAGCGGUGGAGGAGGAGCGGCUGCGAAUGGUGAUGUAGUGGAACCAAGUCGCAGCACGUCGCUCAGCUUACAAGAGACGAUAAGGUCAAGAUCUCCAUCGUCUCCGACGCCUCUCGUGUCUGAAAAUCCAUUCUCGACACCGAGAAAUGGGAGUCCCACUUCCUUACUGCACGAGCGGCCGGCUUCUGCCUAUGAUUAUGCGUCCAGGAGCAAAAGUCCUAUUCAAAGUCCAGAAGCGGCCUUGAUGGAAGAAACUUCCAAUCCCCCAACCCCGUCCCUUGACAAGACAAUGGCAAAGGAUCCAGAGUACCCUGACCGCCCGGUCCUGCGGGCGUCCAGCUCCUCUUAUAGUGCCACCGAACACACUCCAACAAAACAACGCCCAAAGAGUAAUCUUCCUGCCCCGAGACCCUUGGAUCUUCCGGAAGAAGUGACGGCUCCUCCACAACCACCUAUGAGGAAAGCAUCACCGGUGCUGUACGAAAGGAGCGAGGCCGACAUACAAGAUGAUGACGAACUUGAGGCUAGAGAAGCUAAAGAAGGAAGAUGGUGGACAGACUGGAUAUGUGGAUGCAGGGAGUCUGGUCGAUUAGGACAAGAUCAGCCAUACUUAGACGCUGAUUAUUAUACAGUGAUUGCAGCCACAGAUUUAGUCAAAAGGGAUGUUUUCAGAAAGCCAGAUCCUUUCGUGCGAGUUUCAGUCAAUGCCAAUGGAUCGGUGCAACAACACCACACCAAAGCUGCCGAAAAUGAUUGCUCACCGAUCUGGAAUGAGUCUUUCGACAUGUUGGUCUCCUCUCAAAUAUUCGACGCAUCAAAAUAUAACAGAAGACCAGACGCUGCCUCCUUGGGUGUCAUUAAUGUACCACUUCAAACACUCAACCUGCACUCGAAAG
Messenger RNA from Acaulospora colombiana, 1501 nucleotides. Lineage: Eukaryota; Fungi; Glomeromycota; Glomeromycetes; Diversisporales; Acaulosporaceae. The record is from the annotation of a GenBank genome assembly.